AAAUGUGCAAUUAUCACCAACCAUCCAACUGCAAUCCUGGCAACCAGACGCUACAGUUAGUGAGUAGCCGGCGGGGGGGAGAUAACUGCUGGCUAAUCCUCGUCACCUAUAAUUAGCACUCCUUUACUCCCAUUGUCCUCCUGGGCCGUUAUCUCCACACCCCCCCUCUCACUACUCGCCCUGAUCUCCGCUGAGCGCUGUGCAGCCCGGGCAGUGGCGCGCUCGCCGCGGUCUCCUGUGUGUCUGAGCGCUGCUGCGUGUGUACAGCCACAGCCGGCUGCUAGGGACGCUUCUCCUUAGCGACAGGAGCGGCUGCUGCUGCUGUGAUUGGGUCUGCACGCCGCAGGCUGCCAGUUAUAUGUAUAACUAUAAGCAUGGAACUCUGCAUAAUACAGAAUCCCAGCCACCCAUACUGAGAUCAUCCUGAUUAUUAUCACAGCAGCAAGUAUGCAGAACAGGAGGAAAGCCUUUGACAGGCUCUGCCCAAAUAGGAUAGCUGCUUUUCCCAGCAGACUGCAGGCUAAUAAGAAGCAGGACAAGGCUGAGAAAAAGGCAGCAAAGGGGAUAUUUGCAGAGCCCCUUGGCCCAGUCACUAUAUAUGUGGACCCAUCUCGAGGCACGGUAGAUGCAGCGCUGUCCACUAUUGAUUGGCAGGAUCUGGCUGACUGCAACUCUGUCAUACAGCAGGACGCCGCUAGGGGCACUCUCACGCAGCAGGGACAUUGCCUGCAAGGGGGUUCCGACUUUGAUCUGCAGGAAUUCAGAGAUGCUGUGGACAGCUUUAUUGCCGACCAGUCCACUCACAUGCAGAGCGGCAUGGGGACCGCAGACUUCCACCUGCCCCCCUGCGAUGUGUCGGUGUUUGAGCAAUGCAUGCCCCCUGCAAUGCACCCCGGGCAGCUCCUCACUGUGCGGCCGGUCCACACCGACCAGUACUGGAGGGACGUAGCCGAUCACAACCAGAAAGCCCUGGGGGAUGCUCUGGUGCAGAACAACCAGCUGCACGUGACACUGAGUGAAAAGCAGGAGGAGAUACAGUCCCUCAAAGAGAAGAACGACCAGCUUAAAGAGAUCGCUGACCAGGCUCAGCACUUGGCGUCUGUACUGGAUAAGCUGAUGAGUCGUCAGUCCAGAGGUAACGGUCAGCUUUCUCCCGAUGGAUUACUCCCCAGGCCUCCAGUAAAAAGAAGUUUGGAGGAAUUUUACCCACCGAGCAGUGAACAGAGCUGUAAUCAGAUGGACGAGAUAUUACAAGAGAUUUCAAAGAAGUGCAAUAUUACCCACAUGGGUGGGAUCUACAGUGAGGCCAAGCGUCCUAAACUGUAUUCUGAGGAAGGCAUGGACUGCCAAGAAGAGAUCACCACCACUAUAAAAAUGUGUGGCGCGUUUCAUGGCCUGCAGACUUCCACAGUGCAAGCCUCUCUGAACUUGGCUAACACUGAUUUAGAAGAAGAUAUCUCAUUCAAGACCUCUAUCAAGGACCACUGCACAAUACGGACACUCGCCUUCCCCCAGGGAAAUGCGUUUACCAUUAGGACCAAUGGAGGGGGCUACAAGUUUAGAUGGGUCCCCAACUGAAUACAAAUGCAAUCAGCUAACUACACUUCCAAAAUCAGAUUAUGCUGCUGGGUGUCAGAGCUACCACCAGAGGGCGAGCAAUGCUAGCAAAUGACUUGUUGGCUGGACAUGCUGCUAUUCUGCUAUGAACAGCAAAGUUUCUGCCUCUGACAAAUCAGGUUUGCUGUGUAUACUCUUGGACUACUUGUACCCCUUUAGUUUUCAUAUUGUCUGAAUUAACGUGAAAGAAAUCUUUAUCACCCACUAAAACGGUUUCUGUCACUGAAAUGGAUUUUUUUUCUAAACAUUUAUUAAAUGUGCCUUAACAUCCGUUCACCUACAGCAUUGCACUGCGUAAGCUUUAUUAUAGUUGUAGUGAACGCAGAACCUGCCAAGAUGGAAUAAAUAUAAAAUAGGCCCAUCUACACCAGUAUUAAAUUGAAUGCAUUUCUGAAUACUGUAAAUUUACUUUAAAUUGCUCUCAUUAUCUGCCCGCAGCAGUGGCUGCAAUAUUGUGCAUUAAAAUACUGCAUAUGGGUUCACUAGCAAAUAGCAACGAGGUAGCUUGUCACUUUACUAGCAAUUAGUUACAUCACUGAGGCAUGAGGUAUAAGGGGGCAGUGACUUGCGGUGGGGUGAGGCAGAGCCUUUCCUGUCAUGUGCCAGAGAUUUGACUGUAUAAAUUAUAUGUAAAAUACAAAGAAAAUGUUAAAAAUAUCUUCUUUGUAUUAUUCUAAUCAUUUUUAUAAUCAAAUCUCUGGAGUAAAAAGUCUAUGGCAGGUGAGGCACUGCUUAUCUUUUCUGCCCAUCUCUGAUCAAAACUCACAAAAUUUCCAGGUGUUUAUACUGCUGCACCUGUGUAUAAACCCACAUGAGCCAUUUGGCUCAUAUAUUGUGCAUAAAUCUGGCUCUGGUGCUAACCAGUGCCUCCUGAGAAAUUUACCUCACCACACGUCUCUGGAGGAGGCAUGUCAAUGAAUGUUUGUUAAGCCCACAAAAUGGCUGCCUCCACCAGGGCUGCUGGGAAAUCUUUUGGGCUCCAAUACUGUGACCUUGUCCCAUUGAGACUGAGUACUAGUGUAGCCACACCUUGUGGGCGUGGCUGUGCCUCCCUGGCAGACCUGGGUCUCCAUACAUCCCUGUUCUGGCUAAAUUGUACCCGCUCACCCUCUUGGAGCCCCUAGUCUUCACUGUUUUAUACCAUGGAUAAUAACCACCUGUAUUUCAUCAUUUUGGAUUUACAACCACCAUUAUCAUUACAUGUGCAAAGCAGGAUGAGCGUUACAAUUGACACUGCAUGUAAAUCUCAGGCUAUUAUAGGGAUCAAAAGUAACUUUUCAUUGCACUGACCCAAUUCCAAAAACUAUUUAUAUACCCAUGUAAUCAGUUUGUCUUAUUUCAACACAUAAAAAACAAUUGUUGCUGCUUCACAAUGGGGGUAAUUCCAAGUUGAUCGCAGUAGGAAUUUUGUUAGCAGUUGGGCAAAACCAUGUGCACUGCAGGGGACGCAGAUAUAACAUGUGUAGAGAGAGUUCGAUUUGGGUGGGUUAUUUUGUUUCUGUGCAGGGUAAAUACUGGCUGCUUUAUUUUUACACUGCAAUUUAGAUUGCAGAUUGAACACACCACACCCAAAUCUAACUCUCUACACAUGUUAUAUCUGCCCCCCUGCAGUGCACAUGGUUUUGCCCAACUGCUAACAAAAUUCCUGCUGCGAUCAACUUGGAAUUACCCCCCCAAUAUCACUGUCAGUACAGAAUUGCAGGUUGACUUACUUGUAUUUACUGUAAAUAUUUUUAUUGUAGUGUAAAAAUGUAUAUGUAACUUAAAGUUGCCAAUUUAUUUUUUACAUGUCUGACUUUCUAAUGAAAUUUGGUUUAACACUGCAUUAUAGUCUAUUUUUUUGAAAGUUUUCUAAGUAAAAUUAUUUAAACACAUUUAUCUUUGUUUUGACUUUCUUCUGAGCCUUUCUAAAUAUGGCAAAAGUAAAACACAACUCAGUGGGUGUUAUUACAAGUACACAAUCCAAAAUUGUGUCAAGGUAAUAUUUAUCUUUUAACUCAUUGUUAUUAAUUAAU
Messenger RNA from Pseudophryne corroboree (corroboree frog), 3632 nucleotides. RefSeq names its product multiciliate differentiation and DNA synthesis associated cell cycle protein (gene MCIDAS). Bases 448 to 1578 code for a protein of 376 amino acids. The record is from RefSeq and is a predicted model, not a curated record. The transcript is spliced from 7 exons. Gene Ontology annotation, biological process: negative regulation of cell cycle; negative regulation of DNA replication. Gene Ontology annotation, cellular component: nucleus. NCBI's taxonomy places the organism in Eukaryota, Metazoa, Chordata, Amphibia, Anura, Myobatrachidae.